AAAAAAAAGAUUGAUAUUAAUAAAUAAAUGGAUACUAAUAAGUUAAGAAGUUCAGGUUAUCAAUUAUCAGACAGAGUAUAAUUUGGUGGUGUUUUUGAGCCAGAGAAAUGCAAAUAGAUAGCAAAGCAAGUGAUGGAAUUGUAUGAUUAAAACAAGGAUGGUUAUAUUGAAUAAAAUGAAAUUGCCAUGAUGUUAUCAGAUGCAUAUAGAGCAAUGAAUAAAGGAUUUAAUCCAACAUCUUAGGAUGUGUAAAAUUGUUAGAGUAUUUUAGACAGUAAGUUUAUGAAUAUCUGAAGGAAAAUCAACUGGACGUGUUCAUACCGAAGAUGUUGAAUAAUUGAUUUAGAAAUAUUUUUCAGGUUAACCACCAGCUUAACCAGUUAAGAGAGUACCAGAGAAAUUAUCAAGAAUAGCAUAAGAAAGAUUAGAAGUAGCUAGACGUAUCUUUAAAUUUGUGGAUAAAGAUGGAUCAGGAUUUUUGACUGAAGAAGAAGUAUAUAAAAUAUUUAUGUAAAGGUACCAGAAUUAUUGAAAGAAACUUAUAAACAUAUGGGAAUGAAUGAUUAUUAACCAACAAAAGAGGAUGUUACUAUUUGGAUUUAGAUGACUGAUACAGAUGGAGAUGGUAAAGUUACUUUAGAAGAUUAUGAAUAAUUGGUUUUAGAUUCAUUAAGAAAAUAAGGAAUCAGUUUGGAAUGAUUUAAUAAAUAAGUAGAAUAUAUAUUAUAGUAAUUGCACUUCAAAGCAAUAAUUAAACUGGACUAAUUACUGAAGGUGAUUCAAGGUAUGUAUUUAUGUAUUGGUUGAGUUUUAAUUUACGCUUCUGUUUCAAUUAUUUCAUUUUUUGACAUUCAACAUAUAAUUCUUACUCAGAAUAAUUACAUUCCUCUAAGAAUUUAUUCAUUUCAAACUCUUUAAAAAAGUUUUCAAGAUCCAAUGAGUG
Paramecium sonneborni is the source of this 943-nucleotide messenger RNA. The record is from the annotation of a GenBank genome assembly. NCBI's taxonomy places the organism in Eukaryota, Ciliophora, Oligohymenophorea, Peniculida, Parameciidae.